This is a messenger RNA of Seminavis robusta, 987 nucleotides long. Lineage: Eukaryota; Bacillariophyta; Bacillariophyceae; Naviculales; Naviculaceae. The record is from the annotation of a GenBank genome assembly.
AUGGGUGAAGAUGAUGAUGAAGAAGAUACGGCGGCCUGUGCCGCUUUGGAGGAAGCUAUACGGCAAGAAGAGGCCCUGAUACGAUGCUACGAAUCAGAGUUAAGAAUGCUGAAGCGAGAAGAACGACGAAAACAAGAGAAACAGCAGAGAGCCCAGGACGACGAUAAGGACAGGGUCCCAUUGGAAGACCUGUUGUUACCUCAAGACGCUCCUGCUGUGGCGUGGAAUCUGGAAGCAGCCAUGGAGGACAAGAUCAAGACAGAAUGUUGGGAGCUGACGCAAGCCAUACAAGGAUUUGUCGUGGAUUCUGUGGAGAGCCGUGCUCCACACAAUGACGUCUCGAUUGGCCAAAACGAUAGCAAGACUCUUUCGUCAUAUAGGAUACAAGGACACUUUUGCAUGGCUACGAAUGUGUCCGCCACAAUCCACUUGACCACGGAACAGAUCCCAAAUCGCAACAACAGCACGACUGCUUCCACUUCAAAAACCACAAGCAACAGCCGAAUAAUCCGCUUGGAAGGAACUUUGACCAAAGCAGGGAAACGUUGGACUCAAGCGGAGGAGCAAGUAUCGGCAGUCACCGCUCGACACUGCCAAAACAACAAUAUGGCGGAUUGGAUUCGCCGACUGGGUGAUUUCUUGCGAUUUGAAAUCCAACAGACUAGAGCACUCGCUAAAUGGGAGGCUCUGUACAGAAUCAGCAACAAUAAUCUUUGGUCACGGUCUGAUGAUUCUAUCAGUGUUGACUUGCAUCCUGGGGAUAGCCACGCACCAACUUUUACGUGGCAGUGGGAUUGGGAAUCAGAGAAGGAUACCGUUAGCAUGAAGAAAUUGUCCAGGGAAUACGACAAGGAGGGCAGUGAUGCUGACAAUGAUAGCGAUGUAUCCAGUCAUCCAAGUCCACAGGGGUUGAAGGAUCUGGUCGAGCAUGCAGGAAGUUGUGAACGGGCUCUGGAGUUGAUACUGGAAACAAUGUUGGCUGGUUGA